Messenger RNA from Brassica rapa (field mustard), 4585 nucleotides. Its product is annotated as flavonoid 3'-monooxygenase CYP75B137. Lineage: Eukaryota; Viridiplantae; Streptophyta; Magnoliopsida; Brassicales; Brassicaceae. The record is from RefSeq and is a predicted model, not a curated record. Gene Ontology annotation, molecular function: monooxygenase activity; heme binding; iron ion binding.
GAAUUAUCUCGCAAUAUGCUACAAAUACAACUUCUUUGCUGGGAUGAUGACACAAAGUAUGUAGUGAUGGACAUUGGACUCAGAUCGUUCACAGAGGAUAAAACACAAAGUAUGAAGGACCUUGACUUGGACCCACCAUUCAGGCUUGUACGGCCUGAUAUCGGACAGGUAAGAGAGCUUUGGUGUAGCUUUCAUUUUCUUAAGGUUUGUUUUUUUACUACGGUGUAAGGUUGGGUAUGAACAGUAUUAGUAUAUAUAGGAAAGAAGUGGAAACACUCACGCCUUGAGAAUUAGGGUUUGUUAUAAUACGAAAUAUACUUAUCUUUUGAUUCUGCCAAUAUGAUGAGAUUUUGUUCGGAGAAUAUACUUUCAUAAUAUAAAUUAGUUGUUAUUGUGCGAAUUUUCCAAGAUACUAAGCCAUUUAAUUAAGGACAAAAUUAGUUUACUAAUAGAAGCCCAUGAAUCGUGGAACAUACAUUAAUAUCUUUAUUAUCAUUAAUAAUAAAUAUGUAGUGGCAGUCUACUGUAAAUACUUUUAAAGUCCAAGGGGAUAUCAAAAAAAUGGCUGCUGUUUUAAUUGUAUUGAUAGGCUAAGCAACGCCUUAAGCGUCCGCAAUGCAAGUGCUCUAAUGUACUUGUUUGAUCUUAUUUUUGAAUGUAAUACGAAUUAGCUUUAGGGCAUUUCCAUCUCUACUCUAUUUUUUCUUCUAAAAUAGAGUAAAAGUAAAUAUAGAGUAAGAAAUGUUUCAACCCAACUAUAUAUUUCACUUCAUAAUAGAAUUUAUUCCAUAAAUAGAUUUAUUCCAUAAAUAGAGUAAUCAAUUUUUUGUUUGUUCAUCAUUCCAUUAUAGAGUGGAAAACGAAGUAGGGUUAAAAUAAUUUUAUUCUAUUUUCACUUUUACUCCAUUUUAAAGGAAAAAAUGGAGUUUUACAUUGGAGAUGCUCUUAACCAUUACAUAUCUAGUUUGGACUCUAUUUACAAAAUAAACAGUUAUAUCGAACUUGAUUGGUUGCAUUCUUUGUUUUGACGUUUUCUCUGUAUUUUUUACAUUUCACUUUGUUAUCAACAGCUGUUAUUUAAAUGAUGUUUUCUUUUCAAACGUUGAACGAAAAUAUAACAUUUUCAAUAUAUACAUAUAUUUUAAUGUAAAAUAUUUAGAGACAAUCAGUCUUACAUUGAAUUUAAAUGGUGAUAUCAUAGCAAAUGAUGUUUAAGGUUCUUAGGGCACCUGCAAUGGUAGACCUGGAGAGCUCGAUUUAUAAUGUUAAAUUUUAAUUAUUUUAUUUUUUUUUUCUUUUUCGUUUGAUUAAAAAAAUUAAAAAUAAACCAAUCUUGGGCCGCCAUGUAUCGUGGAGCUCACGACACAGUAACGAAAAGCAACUAGGAUCAAUCUUUAUGUUAGGAUUUUUCGGAUUGAUCCUUACAAAAUUUAUAUCCUACACCAAUGUUUUAAUAUUUUUUUUUAUGGAUUCGAGUUAAGGAUUCUUUGUUGCACAUGCUCUUAGAAGACAUUGGUCGCAUAUUAGUUCUUUGAAGAAGUUCACUUAAAAAUUGAAUGUUUUGGACCUUUGAAAAAUUAUAAAGGAAGUUACUGAUUUGAUCUUUUUAAUUAAUUUAUAAUAAAAAUGUUAGAAUUAGUGAAGGUCUUGCACCGUUUUGGAUUUAAUAUAGUUCUUAUGUUGAACUAAUAUUGAGCUAGAUGCAGUGGACUAGCCUCCAGUUUAAAAGCAUUGCUAACCCAAAUCUAACUUUUUCUUAAAAACAGAGUAAUUUAUUAUAAAGAAAUUUUUGUUCUAAUACUAUAAUUAUAUAAUGGAAGUACUUUACUGUAUAGAAGAAUAUAGAUGAAUAUUAUUUUUUACUCUGUAUUUAGAGUAAACAUAUUUAUUUUUUAUAAAAAAUAAUCUUAAAAAAAAAAUAGAAUGGGAUUAACGAUGAUUUAAAAUAGAAUGGGAUUAACAAGUAACCGAUGCAGAAAAUAAUCAAAAUAUUGAUAAAAAUGCUGAAAAAGUAGUUCAUAUUAUUGAAAAGUCUUGUCAUUUUCCUUUUAACGCAUUUAAAUAUUAAAAGUAAACAACUAAAUCAGCGCACGCACAAUAAAAUAAGUCAGAGUCAACAUAUUACUACUACUAUUGAUUAAUGUAUACUUGAUAAGGUUUUGGAAUAUUUCAUGCACAAGCGGAGUGAUGUGUUGGUACAUUAUUUUCGCGGCUGCGUAUUUGAUUCAUACCAUUAAAUUACUUCGUUCUUUUUGUCUCAUUCGUCUCCUAUCUUAAAAUUAUUGAACGGGACUUCAACACUGGGGGCGACUGAGUCAAGAUUGGCGUUGAGGUUCCUUCUGUCAUUUAUUUUUACAAUAUUCAUAAUAAUACAUCAUUAUAGUAUUAUUCAUCCUUAACUUUUGCGGUAUUAUUAUUGCUAUUAAUAUUCACCAUCUCCUUCAUACUUGCGAAUAUAAUUUUCAAGAGGUCUUAUGAAUUUAGUGGUAUUACGAGAUACUAUAAUUUUCCAGUUGCUUUUACUAAAAUACCUAAUUUGUGUAAAUUAGAUACUGUUGUCUAGUGUGACUUUCCUGAAUUUUUUAGAUAAUAUACCUAAUUCCAAUUUCGCGGCCGUCUCAUAUCUUCCACUUUUGAGUUUUGAAUAUGAAGGAACCUAAGAAAUUUCAUAGAUGUUGAUUUUAUAACAAUUUAAAUAAUACAAAUCUGUCAUCAUCUACGCCUACAAUAUAAAUCCCCACACUCUCUUCUUCUAUUUUCACCCCCAUACAACACAAAAACCUCCAAAACUAAAUAAUCAAAGACUCUUCUCUCUUUCCAUAAAGAAGAAACAAAACACAGAGAUUGAAGACAAACAUGGAAGCGACUUCUUCUAACUUCACACUCUCUACAAUCCUCAACACAGAGGAUCCAUACAGCUCCCUCAUGCUGACCGCCGCUCUUCUCUUCGCCGUCCUCUGCUACUUCUGGCUUCAAGGAAAAUCCAAGUCCAAGAACGGUCAACCACCGUUGCCUCCGGGACCAUGGCCACUUCCCAUCGUCGGAAACCUCCCGUUUCUAAACUCCGACAUCCUCCACACGCAGUUCCAAGCCCUAACUCAAAAACACGGCCCUCUCAUGAAAAUCCACCUCGGCUCCAAACUCGCUAUCGUCGUCUCCUCCCCAGACAUGGCUCGCGAGGUUCUCAAAACACACGACGUCACUUUCGCCAACCACGACCUCCCCGAGGUCGGGAAGAUCAACACGUACGGUGGGGAAGACAUACUCUGGUCUCCUUACGGAACACACUGGAGGAGACUACGCAAGCUUUGCGUCAUGAAGAUGUUCACCACGCCGACUCUCGAAGCUUCUUACUCCACUCGGAGGGAAGAGACACGACAAACUAUCGUUCACAUGUCCGAAAUGGCACGUGACGGAUCGCCCGUGAAUCUUGGAGAGCAAAUAUUUCUUUCGAUAUUCAACGUCGUGACGAGAAUGAUGUGGGGAGCGACGGUUGAAGGAGAAGAGAGAACAAGCUUAGGGAACGAGCUCAAAACCCUAAUCUCAGAUAUCUCCGACAUAGAAGGGAUUCAAAACUACUCAGACUUCUUCCCCUUGUUCGCAAGGUUUGAUUUCCAGGGGUUGGUUAAGAAGAUGAAGGUCCAUGUUAAGAAGCUAGAUAUUUUAUUCGACCGUGUUAUGGAGAGUCACGUCAAAAUGGUUGGUAAGAAAAGCGAAGAGGAAGAAGAUUUCUUACAAUACUUGAUUAGAGUUAAAGACGACGAUGAGAAAGCUCCUCUCUCGUUGACUCACGUGAAGUCAUUGCUUAUGGAUAUGGUUCUUGGUGGUGUCGACACAUCCGUUAACGCAUCGGAGUUCGCUAUGGCUGAGAUCGUGAGCAGACCAGAAGUUUUCAAGAAGAUACGUCAAGAACUGGAUCAAGUUGUUGGUAAAGACAGCGUCGUUGAAGAAUCACAUCUACCUAAGCUCACUUACUUGCAAGCGGUUAUGAAAGAGACUCUUAGGCUUCACCCUACGCUUCCACUUCUUGUACCUCACCGGAACAGCGAAACCUCGGUGGUUGCGGGAUACACUGUGCCUAAAGACUCCAAGAUUUUCAUCAAUGUUUGGGCGAUUCAUAGAGAUCCUAAGCACUGGGACGAGCCUAAUGAGUUUAAACCUGAGAGGUUUUUGGAGAACUCGCUAGAUUUCAACGGUGGUGAUUUCAAGUAUUUGCCAUUUGGUUCCGGGAGGAGGAUUUGCGCGGCGAUUAACAUGGCUGAGAGGCUUGUUCUCUUCAACAUUGCGUCGCUUCUUCACUCUUUUGACUGGAAAGCUCCUAAAGGACACAAGUUUGAGGUUGAGGAGAAGUUUGGGCUUGUUCUUAAGUUGAAGAGUCCGCUUGUGGCUAUUCCUGUUCCGAGGUUGUCUGAUCCCAAACUCUACACAGCUUAAGUAACUAAGUAAGAAGAAAAGUUUGGUUCGGGGGAAGUUGAUUGUAAUUUACCCUUUUUUUCUUAUUUUGUUGUGGGAGUUUUAAUAUUAUAAUGUGUCUUAUUAUGCAUCUUUCAUGAUAUAUAAUAAAAGAUAAAUAUUAUUUUUCAAA